Camelina sativa (false flax) is the source of this 1119-nucleotide messenger RNA. RefSeq lists its product as uncharacterized. The record is from RefSeq and is a predicted model, not a curated record. NCBI's taxonomy places the organism in Eukaryota, Viridiplantae, Streptophyta, Magnoliopsida, Brassicales, Brassicaceae.
GACUUCUUAUUUUUCCUAGUAUUUAUUAGUUCACAAAGAAUUCUCAAAAAUAAAAUUUAUUACCCCAAACCCAAACCUAUGCAUACACAAAAACCUAUAUGUAAAUUAAAAAACCGGCCAUCGUCGUAGUCGUCGUCCUCCUAACAUGCUCCAUCUUCUCCGCCACCACCAUGCCACCUUCAUCCUCCGCCUCAUCUAGAUCCGCCGCUAAACACAGCUCCUCCUCCUCCUCCUCCUCUUCUCUCAACCUCUGCAAACAUUCACCGUCGGCGACUCUCGACCUCUUAAUCCUAAUCCUCGUCCUCUUCUCCGGCACAUUCCUCCUCUCCUCUUACUUGUCUUACAUAAUCCACUCCUUAUCUCUCCUCUCCUCUCAUUUCCCUUCAAUUUCUCUCUCUUUCUCCUCUCUCCUCCCUCCUCUCAUCUUCUUCUUCUCCUCCGAUCAUCAUCACGAUUCCGACGAAGAAGACGAUCAUCAUCUAUCCGGAAUAGCUACUCCUCCGGUGUCGUUCUUCUUCGCGUUCGCUGUCUUCUUCGCGGCGUCGAUUGCGUUUCUAGACCUGUGUUGCGGAUCAAGAUCGAGGAAAUGCCGUAACCCUAAGUGUAAAGGGUUGAAGAAAGCUAUGGAGUUUGAUUUGCAGUUACAGACAGAGGAAUGUGUUAAAUCCGGUUCGGUUAAGGGGAUUGAUCGGUUGCCUUGGAAAGGAGGUAGUGAGAGCAAUCCUGAUUACGAGUGUUUGAGAGCUGAGCUGAGGAAGAUGGCUCCUCUUAAUGGUCGAGCUGUUUUGAUUUUUCGAUCAAAGUGUGGUUGCUCUGUUGCUAAGCUUGAAGGUUGGGGUCCUAAGAGAGCUCGGCGUCUUAAAAAAUCGCCGGCUAAAUUAGCUGUCAAGGGAUGUGUAGACAAUCACUGAUCCGGAAACUCUCCAGUUUUAUUAUACUUACAGAUUGUCACAUUAAAAAUUAGGAGGCAAAUAUAAAUUAUUUCCCCAUUUCCUAUAGAGUUUUUAUCCCUGAAACUAAACAUGUCAUCUUAUUGAUCUUGAACACUUACUUCCUCUCUGUAACUAUAUACUCAGAAAAUUCCAAUGCCACAAUGAUCAAAUCAAAUGUAUUUUACUA